Corythoichthys intestinalis (scribbled pipefish) is the source of this 2684-nucleotide messenger RNA. RefSeq names its product PRP18 pre-mRNA processing factor 18 homolog (yeast) (gene prpf18). The transcript is spliced from 11 exons. Gene Ontology annotation, biological process: generation of catalytic spliceosome for second transesterification step; RNA splicing. Gene Ontology annotation, cellular component: U2-type post-spliceosomal complex; U4/U6 x U5 tri-snRNP complex; U5 snRNP. The coding region runs from base 133 to 1185 and encodes 350 amino acids. NCBI's taxonomy places the organism in Eukaryota, Metazoa, Chordata, Actinopteri, Syngnathiformes, Syngnathidae. The record is from RefSeq and is a predicted model, not a curated record.
CGGAAAUACAGUGAACUUCUGGAAGAGAAAGUUGUACUUCCGGGUUAAAUCUUAACAUCGUUUUAUGUUAUGAUGCAUUUCUUUUAAAAACAAUUGAAAAAUAAACAGGUAUCGAACAAAAUAAAAGCCGGAAUGGAUAUACUUAAAGCUGAGAUCGAGAGGAAGAGGAAACUCAUCGAGGAAAAGCAACUCGUUGACGAAUCCAAAAAAUUCUUUAAAAGAGGUGAUCUUGCACGCAAGGAGCAAGAGGACUACUAUCGCAGAUGCGGCUAUAAGGUUCAGAGAGAGACCCCUGACAGCCAGAUCGACAAAAACGAAGAGGAUGAAGCUUCCACCUCGGCUAAUCCAGUGCUGGAGCUGGAACUGACGGAAGAGAAGCUACCCAUGACGCUGUCGCGGCAGGAGGUCAUCCGACGCCUGAGAGAGCGAGGCGAGCCAAUCCGUCUGUUCGGCGAAUCCGACUAUGACGCCUUUCAGAGACUCCGCAAGAUUGAGAUUCUGACUCCAGAAGUUAACAAGGGUUUGAGGAACGACCUGAAGGCUGCCAUGGACAAAAUCGACCAGCAGUACCUAAAUGAAAUUGUCGGUGGCACGGAGCCAGGAGAACUGGACACACAGCAUGACCUCAAAGUGCAUGAAGAGAACACUACUAUUGAAGAACUUGAGGCUCUUGGCAAAAAUCUGGGCAGAGGAGAUGAUGAAGGAGACCAGGACGUCAUUGACAAAUUUUUAAGUUUCCUUCUUGGUGUGUGGGCCAAAGAUCUGAACAGUCGCGAGGACCACGUGAAGCGUAGCGUACAGGGGAAGCUGGCCAGCGCUACCCACUCACAGACUGAGUCGUACCUCAAACCCCUCUUCAGGAAGCUCAGGAAGAAGAAUUUACCAGCUGAUAUCAAAGAAUCCAUCACUGACAUCAUCAAAUUCAUGCUAGAGAGAGAAUAUGUCAAGGCAAACGACGCGUAUCUCCAGAUGGCCAUCGGAAAUGCUCCUUGGCCCAUCGGCGUGACCAUGGUGGGCAUCCACGCCCGUACGGGUCGAGAGAAGAUCUUCUCCAAGCACGUAGCCCAUGUGCUUAACGAUGAAACGCAGAGAAAGUAUAUUCAGGGACUCAAGAGACUAAUGACUAUCUGCCAAAAACAUUUCACGACGGAUCCAUCAAAGUGUGUGGAGUACAACGCUCUUUAAUACAACCGUGCCAUAAAACACUGGGACUUUGGAGACAGAUGGAUUAUGUCAAGAAGACGUGAAUGAAUUGCAGAAUUGACUCUCUGAUGGAGAUGACACGAAUCCACCUCUGCAUGUUUAUUUUCAGUCUCGUCACCUUCGUCAUUGGUUUGCUGAACAUUUUCAAUCUCUUUUCUUGAUAGUAAAUAAGAUACAAUAUGUUUUGUUAGAGCAUGCUUGGAUCAUCUUCAGAUGUUGUUUUUCAGGGAACAUUUCCAAUUUAGCAUUUAUGAUGAGCUACUCAGCUGUUGGAAGUGGAAUUCCCUGUAGUGUAAGUUUUAUUACACAUCACCAACCACAGCAGAAUCAGGUGUGUGUAUAAUUUGUUGUGUUUGUUGUUUUCAGCCGACAAGCUCAGAAUUUUAGAAACUUUCCAAAGUAUCUUUCAAUCAGUGUCUUACUACAAUAGUAAAAAUAUAAUUACAAUUAAUAUAAAAAAAUAUUAUUAUUUGCUGUAAUUUACACGUUCAUAUUGUUCAUGUUCUUGCUUUUCACAACCCUCCAAAUUAGGUAUAUUACUAAUUGGGUUUUAGUGGUGAGCUAAAAUUCAAAAUCUUGUCAAGAUUAGUCCAUUUCUUUGUGAUCAUAUUUUUCACUUUCUUUAAAAAUCCAGUUCAUCUGAAAUAUUUUCCUGAUUCAUGCUUCUCUUUUGAACUCUAUAUUGUCACAAUUUUUCAUCUUACUAAUAUCUCAUCCUAAAAAAAAGAAAUACAAAUUUUAUGCGCAAAACACAAAACAUUCAGUUUUUGUCAUAUACCUCUAAAGCAAAGCUUUGUUUUUGUGUAAAAGCUUUUCACAAAAUGACACUUAACAUUAUUUCUCUGUUACAUCUUUUUUGUUAUGCAAUAAAUGUGUUCUGAUGCAGACCUUUGCAAAUGUCUCAGUCACCAGCAAAAAAAACAAAAACAAAAACAUUCCUUGGCUGUUUUAAAUCACUUGUUAUCAUAAACUUUCCUAGAUCUCAGUCCAAUGCAGCUGUGUGGCUAUUUGAUCCACCCCCAUAUUUCACACUUUCUAGGAAACUACAAAUGAACAAUCUAAUCUAAACUUGAAGUAAAUUCUGUAACAUUCGUACCAAAUCAGCUCUUGUUUUCUAUUUUGCAUCUCUUAGAAAAACUGUACUGCUUGAACAGUGGCGGAACAAAUGUGAAUGUGGCCCAGCAGUGCCCCCCCCAGUCCGAAACACUAUACAGGUAGUCCCCGGGUUACGAACGAGUUCGUUCCUACGCUGGUGACGUAACACGAAUUUCCGCGUAAAAAAUCCUGUAAGUUCCCCAAAAUCUCAAAACAACAAUCCAAAAAGUCCAAAAGUAUUUUAUUUUGUUAAAUGAUGGCGGCUACACUGCCCUCUGGUGGCAGUGUUGGGUCUGGCUGGACUGUCGCCUUGUAUGAAUGAAGAGCAGACCCUGAAGUUUGCCAUGGAUAAAGGAUAGCUGUGCUCUGGUUUGGCCCACAUCAGG